Messenger RNA from Brassica oleracea var. oleracea, 1635 nucleotides. Its product is annotated as cyclin-A2-1-like. The transcript has 10 exons. Lineage: Eukaryota; Viridiplantae; Streptophyta; Magnoliopsida; Brassicales; Brassicaceae. The record is from RefSeq and is a predicted model, not a curated record. Gene Ontology annotation, biological process: mitotic cell cycle phase transition; regulation of cyclin-dependent protein serine/threonine kinase activity. Gene Ontology annotation, molecular function: cyclin-dependent protein serine/threonine kinase regulator activity. Gene Ontology annotation, cellular component: nucleus; cyclin-dependent protein kinase holoenzyme complex; cytoplasm. Bases 135 to 1388 code for a protein of 417 amino acids.
AGAUCACAGAAUCCCGCUCCUCCUCCUCCUCCUCCUAUUUCAACAACUCUCUUUAGCCAUUGGAGAUUCGCAAUUUCGAGUUUCAUGAUCUGAAGGCUUGGCAUACCUGUUGAGAGAUUUUCAAUUAUAAAACUAUGUAUAGAGGUUCUUCAAUGCAUCCUAAAGCUAACAAAGAAACAAUCUCUACUGCGAAAACACGACAAGGGAAUGUGAGAGUCACGAGAUCACGAGCUAAGGCCUUAGGAACAUCGAUAUCUCCAUCGAAACCAGUUUUUAAACAGCAACCAAAGCUUAAAAAGAGAAUGGCAUCAGAUGAUACAAGAGUUUGUCAGCAUAAGAGACGUGCGGUGCUCAAGGAUGUGACUAACACUUUGGCCUGUUUGGAUGGGAACAAUGUUAAGGCUAGCAAGAGAGAACAAGAUGUGGAUGCCGAAAAAUCGAAACUAGCAGAAGAUUUGUCAAAGAUUAGGAUGGUUGAAUCUGCUACAAACUCCAAAGACGGAGAUCAAAAAGAAGACGGUUAUGGUGUCACAGGCUAUCUUAAGCCUAUAGUUAUUGAUUCCAAUGACCAAGAUCCCAAGUUUUGUAGCUUAUAUGCUGCAAAUAUGUAUGACAGUUUUCAUGUUGCAGAGCUUGAUCAAAGACCUUCAACUAGCUAUAUGGUCCAAGUCCAGCGAGAUAUCGGUCCAAGCAUGCGUGGGAUUCUCAUUGAUUGGCUUGUGGAGGUUUCUGAAGAGUACAAGCUGGCUUCAGAUACGCUUUACCUUGCAGUGAACCUUAUUGACCGGUUCCUGUCCAACAAUUACAUUGAAAAGAGAAGGCUCCAGCUGCUUGGUGUCACUUGCAUGCUAAUAGCCUCAAAGUAUGAAGAGAUAUGUGCACCAAGGUUGGAAGAGUUUUGCUUCAUUACAGACAAUACAUACACAAGACUCGAAGUGGUGGCCAUGGAGACUCAAGUUUUAAACUUUCUGCACUUUCGGUUAUCAGUUCCAACCACCAAAACGUUUCUCAGGCGGUUCAUUCAAGCAGCUAAAGCGUCUGAUCAGGUUCUCCACACUGAGAUGGAGUCCUUAGCAGACUAUCUUGCAGAGUUGACUCUUGUUGAAUAUAGUUUUCUAAGGUUCUUGCCGUCUCUAAUUGCUGCCUCAGCUGUUUUUUUGGCAAGAUGGACGCUUGACCAAUCUAAACAUCCUUGGAACCCAACUCUACAGCACUAUACUAGAUAUGAGACUCCUUCUCUUAAGAAAACAGUGCUUGCAAUGGAGGAUUUGCAGCUCAACACUAGUGGAAGCACCCUUGUUGCUGUAAGGAACAAGUACAACCAAAAGUUUAAAGGAGUGGCAACACUAAGAUCUUCUGAACGUAUCACAACACUCUUCUCAAGAUGAAACCAGACUUUGAGUUCUCCUUAUAUGACCGAAAGGCAUAGCUAAAGGCAAAACCAAGUCAGACAUCUCUCUGGCUUCAACACUUGCAUCAGGUGACAUCACUUUUGGACUCUUCAGUAGUGGAAUAGUUAAUGUAAGUUGUGCUUCUAGGCAAUGCCAUCUCAUGUGAGUUGUAAAACUAAACAUGAUUUUGACACAUUGAGAUAGUCUCUUUGCCUUAAAAAAAUAUAUUUUUAAAUGUAUUUCU